Carassius auratus (goldfish) is the source of this 2898-nucleotide messenger RNA. Its product is annotated as cannabinoid receptor type 1A-like. Gene Ontology annotation, cellular component: membrane. Lineage: Eukaryota; Metazoa; Chordata; Actinopteri; Cypriniformes; Cyprinidae. Bases 122 to 1543 code for a protein of 473 amino acids. The transcript has 2 exons. Gene Ontology annotation, molecular function: cannabinoid receptor activity. Gene Ontology annotation, biological process: G protein-coupled receptor signaling pathway. The record is from RefSeq and is a predicted model, not a curated record.
CACACACACACACACACACUGUGCUCGGACUGCGGUGGAGCUGGAGAGCAUCUCAUCUCUUCUCUCACAGAGGAACACCUGCGCGAACGAUGUGAAGGUUUCCUUCAGAGCAUCUGUGACCAUGCUGUUCCCUGCCUCCAAGUCCCAUGUUAAAUCUGUUCUGGACGGAGUGGCAGAAACCACGUUCAGAACCAUCACUUCUGGACUGCAGUACAUUGGUUCGAACGACGUCGGCUACGAUGACCACAUCAAAAGUCGAAGCCUGCCGAAGCCGUUCGCAGCCUACCGCAGAAGCUCUUUCACUGAUAAAGUGGGACCGGAUGAGGAGCUCAUCGUAAAAGGUAUCCCCUUUUACCCCACGAACGGCUCCGAUGUGUUUGGGAACUUCAGUCUGGGAGAUGAAGGGAGCAGUGUGCAGUGCGGGGAGAACUUUAUGGACAUGGAAUGCUUCAUGAUACUGACCCCUAGCCAGCAGCUGGCCAUCGCCGUGCUGUCUCUGACGCUGGGGACUUUCACAGUUCUGGAGAACCUGGUGGUCCUGUGCGUGAUCCUGCAGUCACGCACCCUGCGCUGCAGGCCGUCCUAUCACUUCAUUGGCAGCUUGGCCAUCGCAGACCUGCUCGGCAGCGUCAUCUUCGUCUACAGCUUCUUGGACUUCCACAUCUUUCACCGCAAAGACAGUCCGAACGUGUUUCUGUUCAAGUUAGGAGGCGUGACGGCGUCGUUCACCGCGUCUGUGGGAAGCCUGUUCCUCACCGCCAUCGAUCGAUACGUGUCCAUCCACCGUCCGCUGGCGUACAGACGCAUCGUGACGCGCACCAAAGCCGUGAUCGCCUUCUGCAUGAUGUGGGCGAUCUCCAUCAUCAUCGCCGUGCUGCCGCUGCUGGGCUGGAACUGCAAGCAGCUCAACUCGGUCUGCUCCGACAUCUUCCCGCUCAUCGACGAGAACUACCUGUUGUUCUGGCUCGGUGUGACCAGCGUUCUGGUCAUCUUCAUCUUCUACGCGUACAUGUACAUCCUCUGGAAGGCCCACCACCACACGGUGAGGAUGCUGCGGCGCACGUCUCAGAAGAGCCUGGUGGUGCACUCCUCCGACGGCACCAAGGUCCAGACCGCCAGACCGGAUCAGGUCCGCAUGGACAUCCGCUUGGCCAAAACGCUGGUUCUGAUCCUGGCGGUGCUGGUGAUCUGCUGGGGGCCUCUGCUGGCCAUCAUGGUGUAUGAUCUGUUCUGGCGGAUGGACGACAACAUUAAGACGGUGUUUGCCUUCUGUACAAUGCUCUGCCUGCUCAACUCCACCAUUAACCCAAUAAUCUACGCUCUGAGGAGUAAAGACCUGCGGAGGGCCUUCCUCGCCACCUGCCGGGGCUUCAGGGGCACCUCCAGCACGUCCCUGCAGCUGGACAACAGCCUGGAGUCAGACUGUCAGAGGAACCAGCACAUCGCCGCCAAACGAGCGGCUGAGAGCUGCGUCAAGACCACUGUGAAAAUAGCCAAACUGACAAUGUCUGUCUCAGCGGAGACAUCGGCUGAAGCCGUCUGAGUGCACCACGGGACCUCGUCUUAAAAGAAUGUAUGUUUACGUGCCGGUCAUGGAAAGGUACAUGCAUAAAGGUCAAAACACAAAGCUGCUUAAGUUACCACUGGUUUGAUGAAGUGUUCACUAUGACAGUUCAUUGCUUAAGUGCCAAAUAUAUAUAUAUAUAUUUUUUUGUUUUCUUUCAGAAGAGGUUUUCACCCAGUAAAGAAAUUUGUUGGGGCUUUUUUGGUGAUGUUGUUGUUUGCUCUUAUAUUUAAUUGUAACGUGUGGAUGUUGUGUGUGCUUUAUGAAAGUUUACUAUAUUUUUAUACUUUGAAUUUUCGUUUUUUGAACAAUGAUGCACUCUAAAAAAUCCUGGGUUGUUUGAACUCAACUUUGGGUCAAAUAUGGACUAACCCAACUCUUGGGGGUCAAAGAUGUAAUUACAAAAGUAACCCACAUUUGAGCCAAAGUUAGAUUGAAACAACCCAGCGUUAUUUAGAGUGUAUCUGCUCACAUGGGAAUAAGGGGCUAAUGAUCUUAUUAAUAAAACCAUGUAAAUAUACAUACAUUGGUAUCUAUGUAAAUAUGUGUAAAUCUCAGUGGUGAUUUAGUGUAUCCAUUUAUCACAUUCAUGUGAUUAAUGACACAAGAUAAGAGUCUGUUUUUGAGAUGUCUUGUUUUGCCAAUGAAAGAAAUGUGAUGAAAAUGAGAGUAUUAUAAGAGGAGCACGAUCUGUCGCUCCUCAAAUACAUGAAUAAUGAAAGCAGAAGAGUGAGGACAUUUGUUUGUGUAUUUAAUCUUGUUUGCUAAGAUAUAUCUGGUCCUUUACAUGAUGCUUUAGUGUAAUUGUUGUGUCAGGAAACAAAAUGCAACUAUUUUUUUUAACAAGACGGCCUGUAAUUGUGGUUUAUUGUCACAUAUAACACAGUGACAGAAAUAAGUGUGUUGGAUUUCGAUCUGAUAGUAUAUUUUGUCAUUCUUAUGAUGUAUUUUAAGAUGUAAAGUAAAAUUCAUUUCACACAGUAUGCACAAAGCCCAGAGAAAAAUACAAAUUCAAAAAUAAAUGUGUUCAUGCAAAUUUGUUAAUUAACAAACCGUUGAAAUGUACAUAUCAUGAUUGUUAAGUAAUAUUCUUCAAACCGUGCAAUGGUGUGGUGGUGCUUUAUGUUUGCACUGUUCGGGAGUAAAGGUACAUUUGAGCUAGCUUUACCUGAAAUGUAUCUACUUAAGUAUUUAAACUUAGAAAUCAUAAAACAUCACCUUGGCUUUUGUCCCAAAGUAGUUCUUGAAAAUCUGUCUCGAAGUGAUGUCUUAAAAUACAGAAGCUGCUUGCACACUUAUGUAUCACAAUUUAGUCCCAAAUAUAUUUUUUUUUU